Peromyscus leucopus (white-footed mouse) is the source of this 2394-nucleotide messenger RNA. Its product is annotated as rab-like protein 2A. NCBI's taxonomy places the organism in Eukaryota, Metazoa, Chordata, Mammalia, Rodentia, Cricetidae. Gene Ontology annotation, molecular function: GTP binding; GTPase activity. Gene Ontology annotation, cellular component: Golgi apparatus; endosome. The record is from RefSeq and is a predicted model, not a curated record.
GUUUGAAUGUUUCAAGACAAAGAGCUCAAUAAACUACCAUCUGCUUUUUACCCUAGCUCUAUUCAGUUUAAUAGUAACCACGGAAACAGUGUUGAAGAGACAUACUGUUAAGUCUGGGCUGUUGGUACACACCUAUAUCCCUGCACUCAGGACAUAGAAGCAGGAGGAUUGAGUUCAAAGCCAGCCUGGGCUACAGAGCGAGAUCCAGGACAAGCACCAAAAACUACACAGAGAAACCCUGUCUCAAAACAAAAAACGGUGCUGUCUCAUAGCAGCAGCAGAGACGCGGCCAAGCCGCUACCGGAGCAUGGUUGCCUGUUAGCGGACAGUGACAAGACUCCAAAGCUGGCUCUUGUCUACGGCCAGGAGCUAAUGGCAGGGGACAGAAGCAAGCAUUGUGAGCUGGACCAAGAAAAAUAUGAUGCUCAUGACAACGUGAAGAUCAUCUGGGGAGACAGUGCAGUGGGCAAGUCCAACUUCUGGGAUACGGCAGGCCAGGAGACGUUCCAGAGCAUGCAUGCCUCCUACUACCACAAGGCUCACGCCUGCAUCAUGGUAUUUGAUGUCCAGAGGAAAAUCACCUAUAAGAACCUGGGCACCUGGUAUGCAGAACUUCAGGAGGUCAGGCCGGAGAUCCCAUGCAUCCUGGUGGCCAAUAAAAUUGAUGCAGACUUACAGAUGACUCAAAAGAACUUCAGUUUCGCCAAGAAGUUUUCCCUGCCCCUGUACUUCCUCUCAGCUGCUGAUGGUACCAAUGUGGUGAAGCUCUUCAAUGACGCAAUUCGAUUAGCUGUGGCUUACAAGGAAAGCUCCCAGGACUUCAUGGAUGAGGUUUUACAGGAGCUUGAGAACUUCAAGUUGGAGCAGAAAGAGGAGGAUACACCAGACCAAGAGCACAGUGGCAUGAUCAAGAGCCCGUCUCCUUCUUAAUCAAGAGGACACCCACACGUGGCUGAGUAGGGGUAUCAGGGAGCUAUUUGAAAUGCCCAACAUCUCUGGAGAACCUCUCCAGGCUACCCCUGCUCAACUUCCUGCAAACCCACUGUUCUGUGGUCCAUGAUGAGGUCAACACAAACACACUAGACAGGCAUGAUAUCCCACCAACUUCCUACAGCAGGAUGAAGGGAUCCAUGUCUUUCGAAUCUCCCCACCCCACCAGCAGCCUGGCAGUGUAGAAUCAGUGAACAUGCUCAUGUUUUCUUACUAGACAUGUAAUGUUUGUUGUCUUUCAUCCCAAACUGACCUCAGGGAUUCUCCUUGCUGCUGACAGGACUGCUGACCCCUAACUACGCUGUGUCCUGCAGAAUCUGUGACCUCUGUCCCUUUGCCCUCUGAGUCUCCCAACCAACUUUUUAAACAACAUUUUGGACAGACUGUUGAUUCCAGAUUUUUUUUAGUGCUGUUUCAGGAGCUCUUCUAGGUCAGGAAUAGGACUCCGUUGCAGUCACAUGAAAACACGCCAAGUCUAGCCAUAUCUGGUCAUAUCCGCACAUUACUAUUACCCACCACAUGAACAACAGCUUCUUUUGAAGCCUCUAUCUCAGAGUAGAAAGUGUUCCUCCACCUGUCUAGCAUCUUCUGUGGGUGGCAGGAAAUGGCAUGGGAAGAGCUGCCCUGCUUCCUGCAGCUUGCUAGCCUGCACUUAUGAUUGUCUUCAGCAUCAUUUCCAUUGUCUUUAUUAUUUUGUUUGUAUUGUUUCCUUUUGUACAAUAAAGAUUAAAUUUCAUAAAAAAUAACAACAACAAAUAAAGACACAUUCUCCUUAUUAAACUUAGAGUUAUAGGUAAUUUUUCAGUCAAAGCCCUUUGACUACUUAAAGGAAAUAAUUGUGGUCUUUUGAUAGUAAGAAACUUAUUUCAGAAAUAAAUUUUUAGGUAAGUUUUAAAACUACGUGAAGUUUUAUUAGAUUACUACAUUAAAUGAAGACAUAAAGAUGUCUAAACCCAGUUCUAGAUAGCAAAGAGAUGAUUAGGUUAUAGGGAACACAACAAACCAGUAGAAUGCCAUAAAGUAGCAGUUCUCCACCUGUGGGUUGUGACUCCCACAGGGGUCACUUAUCUGAUAAACUGCAUAUUAGAUAUUUACAUUACAAUUCAUAACAGUAGCAAAAUUACAGUUACGAAGUAGCAACUAAAGAAUUUUAUGGUUGGAGGUCACCACAACAUGAGUUGUAUUGGAGGGUCACAGCAUUAGGAAGGGCACUGCCAUACAGCUUAUAGGUAGAUGGUGAAUAGUUGCUUCUCUAGGAAAUGAAAGAGAUCAUAAAAGACUUCAAGGAUGAAUAAUUUGUGUUGAAUUUUCAAAAGUAUUUGUGAGUUGAGGAUUUCUUUUUUUUAAGAUUAUUUAUUUAUUUAUUAUACAGUGUUCUGUCUGCAGAUAUCCCUGCAGGCCAGA